Tachysurus vachellii is the source of this 1918-nucleotide messenger RNA. Its product is annotated as CD48 antigen. The transcript has 6 exons. NCBI's taxonomy places the organism in Eukaryota, Metazoa, Chordata, Actinopteri, Siluriformes, Bagridae. The coding region runs from base 800 to 1669 and encodes 289 amino acids. The record is from RefSeq and is a predicted model, not a curated record.
UUGCACUUUACGUUUCUGUCAAGUUUUGUUCAUAUAUAUUUAAUUAAGAAAUUGUAUAAAACAUGUCAUUGUUUAAAUGAAUGGAAUAGAAUCGCAGUGUUACCUCCAAAUGAAUCAGAUGACAUCAAACUAAACGGAAUCAACAGGAAUCAAUUUGUGGCACCUGAAAUCAAAGCGAAUGAAAUAGAAUCUCGGUGUUUCACGCUGAAUUGAAUCAAAAUCGAAUCAGACGUCUGUUCUGUUUGGUUCAACGUACACGUGACUCAUGCCUGAGUGCUCAGUGAGUCAUAGUUGUGAGUCAAAAGCUUUGCCUGAGCUCCUUUUCCAGUAAAAAGCCUUCAUGUUAUUAUGUGGAGGAAUUCACAAUACUCCAGGAGACACGUAACAUUACUGAAAUGUAGCAUGCGUUAUGAUCACAAAGCCCCACAGUAACCCUCAGUCAUCCCUCUCACAUGAUGUCACACGCAGGAGGUUAUUAAGGCUACGUUGUGUGUGCUGAUGUACGCUGUUCUGUACUCAGCAGAUUAGAGAUGAUGAUUAUGGACACACCUUUAUGGUCAGGUUACAGUUACAGGGCAGAGCUAAAAAAAUUACAUCUGGUAGCAUUGUAAUGUUUUCUCAUUCAUCACUGCGUUUUUCCGAGGUGAGUCCGCUCUGAUUUAACUAAACUCUCAUCGUGCCACAAAUAGAUGCUGAAGACGCUCUGAUUUAAAGACUGUAAGCAUUCGACUGACGUCUGGGUGGAUUCUGAGUUUGUAGGAUAUUAACAAGGCUGUUAUUGUAUUUCUGCAGGAACAAGAUGGGUAAGAAGCACGAGUGUUAUUUUCAGAACAGAUGGCUGUGGACAUCUCUGAUAGUUUCAGCAUUAAUGCCUGGAGUGGUUCUGGCCGGUGACUGGGUGGUCCAUGUUCCCGUUAACCCCAUCCUGGCCCCUCAGGGUUCCUCAGUGAUGCUCCCCUGCACUUACGACUUCCCUGACGAGUCCGGCUCCAGGCAAGUUCAGUCUGAGAUGUGGUGUCUGAACGAGAUUCAGUGCAUCACACCAGCCUAUGUGUACCACAGCGGCAGCAUCUUCCCCGAACCUGCGUACCGGGGCCGGGUCAAGUACCUGGGAUCGCUUGGCUCCAAGAACUGUUCUCUCAGGAUAAGCAACCUGAUGAUGAGUGACAGCGGUGUUUACGUGUUCCGCUUCAUAACUAACCACCCUGUGAGCAAACUGCCGAGGCAGAGGGGCGUCACGCUGCAAGUGACAGAUCCCCCGGUGAACACGUCAGUGAAGGUCAGCAAUUCAGGCCAGAUAGCCCAGGGAACAUCAGUCACCCUGUCCUGCUCCAGCUUCACAGCCUCACAGCUGAUCACCUUCACAUGGUUCCAGAUGAACGGAACCACCACUUUAAGAGGAAGAGGAAGGAAGCUGACUAUAGAGCAUCUCACUUCUAAAGACAGCGGAAUGUACACAUGCAUGGCCCAGAACAUCUGGGGCUCACAGAAUGCUACAAUUAUACUCACCAUCCAUAAAGAAGAAGGAAGUAGCUCUACCUCCACUGCUGCUGUUGUGAUUUCGGUCAUCCUUGUGCUCACAUUAGUAGCCAGCAUUGUUGUUUGCACUAAAAGACGCGCUGCUUCAAAAUCAUUUCAGACGAUGCUUAACGAUGAUGGCAACCUCUGAUUACAGUGAAACUUCAGGAGGAGUGUGUUCUGUGUUCAUCUUCUGUGUUCAUAUUUAUUGACUUUACUCUAUAGAUAUACAGUUAUAUAUUACAGACUACAGUUAUAUGUCAUGUUAUUCUCUGAGAUUCAGUUGGGUAUGGAGUCCUGGCUGGAUGGUGUAAAAAUGGCAUGAUGUAGUAAUGACCCAAUGUUGUGAAAUAUAUAUAUAUAUAUAAAAUAUAUAACAAUACAGAUUUUAAAAAUUCUA